UUUUUGCUUGUGCCAGCAACGAUUCGAUCGAGGGUGUCGGUUCAGCCAUUUUCAGCACUUUAAAACACGUCCAAGUCUAGAAAAUUGUGUACUAAAUAGAACACUUGAAGCACACCCGAUAAGACACUCGUUAAAUUAGCAUUUAAAUUCGAUUUUAACAUACGGCGAACAAAUACUCAAAGCGAUUGGAGUGCGUACGUCUUGUCACAUGAUAAUACUUUGUGAGUAUCUCUCCACUAGAACGAAAUUGAUAAAUAAUAGGCUGAUAAACAAUGUCAGUCAGUGAUCCGUUAAUUAAGGAUAUUAAAGGAUGCGUUCAACAAUUUCUAAACAUCACAGCAACAAAUACGAACAUAUCUGACAACAAUUUCUAUUUCAUUUUUUUUGCACAAACAAUCGAAAAAAUUUUCAAUAAAGGGCUGAUACGUCAGCAAAACACCAAAUUUUUCGAUAGAACUAUUGAUGUGUAUUCAUGGAUGGUUAGUAUUGCAAAAGAUUGCCACUUCACGUAUAAAAAUUGCAUAGACCAAGUCAAUAAUAGGACUGAUGUGAGAAACAACUGUGCAAGAUUUAGACUGCUGAUUAAAUUCUGCAUUUUCAAGAAAUGCCUACAUGAACCUGUCGAGGCUUUAAUAAAACACCAGUACGCACAUUUAUUCUACUUGCCCAGCUCGAUAUUAGGGGAUGAAAUAUUGAGUGAGAUUUUUUUGUCGGUGUUGCGACAAGUUUCCCGCAUUGAAUUCCCUUUGAACUUAGAAAACGCUUCUUUCCUUGAUUUGUGCUGGUAUCUCCCGGAGAUACUCAAUUUGGAAUUAGUGCCUUGUAAAACUUUAGGAUUAGCAGUAAGUUUUGAUGAAAACCGAGCAGUUAUUGUGAAUGUAGAGCCUAACGGGGUUGCAGCUGAAAAUGGAAAUAUCAAAAUUGGAGAUGUUCUCGAUCAAUUGAACGAUGUCCAAAUAAAUAACACAUCAAAAGGGCGACUCAAUUUGAUCAUGAAAAGUAAUAAGCCCAAACCCGUAAAAGUGCGAAUAGUCAAAGGAUAUUGUAAAGACUCAGGUCAAAUAUAUGGACCGAUUCAGAUUUUACUUAAAAAUCUGAAAAUCGACCUGCAGAGCAUCACAACGCAAUACGAAGAAAAUGGAAACGAUAUUGACACUACUAAGAACAAGAUCUUCUAUGGUUAUCAAGUGAAAUACAUGGCAAAAGUAGAUGUUGGGACCUUGGGUAAUGUAAAACAGGUUCAAAAGGCAUUAAGGAUUAUAAUGGAUAAAAAUCAGGAAGAUAUGCAAUUAGUAAAACGAACUGAUAAAUUGGCUUUAUUGGAAAUCGGAGAGAUAGGACUGAAAAUUCGCGGCAAGGAUAGCGCCGAUCUUAUUCUGGAGCAUCCAUAUAUGAAAAUUUCCUCCUGCGGAAAUAUUCCCAUACUGCCUAAAAUUUUCGGAUAUUGCGCUGGUGAACAAACCUGUGAUAUAGCAAAACAGUUUUUCUGCUACAUUUUUGAAGCGGUAUCAUUAGAAGAUGCGGACUUAAUCCUGCAAAGUAUUGGCCAGGGCUUUCACAGAACUCAUUAUGCUGUUUGAUCGAAUGAAUUUUAAAUAAGAUAUCACCUACUUAGGAACAAAUCCUUUGUAAAAUGACCAGAAAUAAAACUUUACAUUUUC
Molecule: messenger RNA, 1661 nt
Organism: Dendroctonus ponderosae (mountain pine beetle)
Lineage: Eukaryota; Metazoa; Arthropoda; Insecta; Coleoptera; Curculionidae
Exons: 9
Coding region: 273-1580 (435 amino acids)
Molecular function (GO): protein binding
Source: RefSeq, a predicted model, not a curated record